CGGUAUUGAAGUCGCCGGGGCUUACUCGAUCUUACUUCUCUUACUUAGCUUACUUGGCUUACUUGGCGCGAUUGUCUAUACCGCCCUAUAGUCCGUGCAGUGGCGCAAUAAACUCCUAAUUUGCAAGAUGAAAACGAUUGCAACUUUGGGAGCCGGGAAAUCCAGUGGCAUUCAUCAGAACCAGCGACUGCGCCAUCGCGACUUGCGCAUGCGCGCGCCCCCGGCCCCCCAAAAUAAGCUGGGUGUUAUUAGUUUGAUAACAAUAUAGUUGUAGGCUUGACAGACGUGAGAAGGGAGCAUUCUAGGCCCCCGACACGAGUAAGCCGAGUAAGCCAAGUAGGAUCGAGUAAGCCCCGGCGACUCCGAUUGCCAUCGGAAGUUUGUUCUGAAAACCGCUAUAAUAGGUUGCACUGUUGACGUGAGCUCAAGCUUUCCGCUUAGAAGAGUAGUUGCUAGCAGUGCUAGUGAAGCUGCGUAUACUGUAACUUUCCUGAAGUCGUCAAUUUUUUCUACGCUGCAUACGCACCCUCAUGAUAAUCCUGGUUGUCAUAGAACAUGCCACCUAGACGGGCUCGAGUCCCUGCAACUCUCGAGAGCCGCAUCAAGCAAGGUCUGCAAUACUUUGCUGGCCUGCGCGAGGACGAGGCAGCAGAUGUUGCCCGUGCAAAGGACCUGGGCGAUGCACUCCUUGAAGCUGACAUGAACAUUAUCAGCAAUACCGGGAUUUUGAGCGGCAUCGUGGCUGCGCAUGCCUGGGCCGCGCGUGCGCUUGCCGUUGACGUUCUGAACGACUCGGCUUACGUCGCUUUUGUAGCGACCGCAACUAAUCUAGGAGAACUGCUCAGCAGCCAGCCGGGCGACCAAGCUUACGGCAGGCAGGACCGGUUGGUCCGAGCCCUGCUGAGGGCGGACACGCUCGCCGUGCACGCGAGGCUGUGUACGGACGCUCGCGCCCACCCCCGGGAUGCUGGCCUCAAGCACGAGCUGGUGACGGCGCUGGCGCACACGCAGCUGCUCGAGCACGCCGCGCGGGCGCUGCUAAGCGCCGCCCAGGCCAUUCAGCCCGCAUCCAGCGAAGGAACUUCAGGGGCGGCUGCAGCUUCGGGAACGGGGCUUCCACCUGAGAGCUGGAUAACCGUGUCGGGCGUAGCAACCACAUUUGCCCACGCGCUUUCGUGCCUGGUGGGCACAGACCUGCGCACUACCGCGCUGUGCCCACGACCCCGCGAACGGGACGCAUCUGUGGAGGUGUCGCAGAAUUCGAGGCAGCUACAACUGCUGGAGCAGCUGCGGCCGCUGCUGGCCAGCCGCUGCGUGCAGCUCUGCACGGGAUGGGCGGGCCUGUGUGCGGCCAUUACCGUACGGCAGCGGGCAGCGGACGACAGCGCUCAGCAGGGCUUGGUACCAACUGCGUCGCAGCUGUGGCACGGGCUGCCGUCGGAGCUGAUACGGCCGCUGCAGCUGCCGCCGCAGGCCACUGUGUCAAGCCAGGAUAUGGUGCGCACAGCGACCCUGGCACUGCCUAUGGUCCUGCAGGUGACGGUCAGCGGCCCCUGCGACCUGGCCAUCGCCCAGCCGCCCGUGGGCUACGACCGCCUGCCGCACAGGCAGCCACAGCCGCAGCGACCAUCGGCGGGGCCAUCAGCAGCGGGGUCAGCAGCAGCGGAGGGGCCGGCUGCAGCACCAGCACCAGCUUCGUACAGCGCCGUAAACGCGUACGGGCUGCUUAAGGCAUUAUGGCACUGCCUGGCCUGUGACCGCGCCACUUACACGUGCAACCUGUGCGCAGUCGCCACGGUAAUGACCCGGCUGCUGACGGAGCUGCGGCCGCGGCAGGCGGCGGUGCUGCUGCCGAGUUGGUGGCAGCUGCUGGCGCAGGAGCCGUCCAUGCUCAUUGAGGGGUACGGGCUUGCGCAGGACGCAGGGGAGCUGCUGCGGCUGCAGUUGAAUGCGCCGCCGCCGGUCGCGUGGGCUGUUGGGGUGACGGAUGCAGCUUCCGUGGCUGCGGCGAGUGUGGACUGGCCGCCGGAAGCGGCGGAGGUGCAGGACGCGGAGGCGGCGACAGCAGCGAAGGCAGCAGCCAGCCUGGCGCGUGAGAGGGACCCCAGCUACAGCCUCCGCUGCGCGCUGGACGCGGGGCUGCUGUCAGUUAUGGAACGGUGCCUUCGCGCGCCACAGGCCUGGCGGCAAUCCAACAGCGUGAGCAAGCUGCUGUACGUCGUAAACUGCGUGCUGCGCUACUCGGGCGUGUGGCCCGCGGUGCUGGCUCGCGGUCCCGUGCAGCAGGCGGUGUCGCUGAUUGCCACGCUGGGCGCAGCAGCUCGGCUGCUGCAGGAGAAGGACACGUCACUGGACGUGAUAAGCCGUGCCUCCCAGCCUGGCAUGCAAACAACGGCAAGGUGCGGCGCCGGCGGCUACCUGUGUGCCUACCUGUCCGCAAUGCUGGAGCAGGUCGUGGACGUGCGGGCGCUGGGCGAGGGCGCACAGCAGCAGCAGCAGCGGGAGGAGCAGCAGGCAGCAGCUAUCGAUGCUACGGCCACAGCCGCAAUUUCCACCCCACUGCACCUCAACUCGGUGCUGGAGCAGGUAGUGGAUUCGAAGGACGGCAGUGUCGAGCCCUCCACGUGCUCCAUCGCCUGGAUGGCGGCGGCGGGCGGCCUGCCAGCUGCCGGCUCCACAGCGUACCGGCAGCAGCAGCUGCUCACGAGCUUCGCGGUGUACCAGUGGCUGCCCAUGCUGGCAAAGGCAACGGAGGAUGCCUUGUGGAGUAGUGAGGCGGGCGCCGAGGGCUGGCUGUCGCAGGCGCUCCUGGUGGGGCACCUGGUGAUGGAUGUGCUCUGGCGCGAGGAGCGCCCGCCAGCUGAAGCCGACGAGGGCGCUGGCUCACGCAACCGACGACAGGACGCGGCGUGGUGGGAGGGCGUGACGCAGACUGGCCAGCUUGCGAAGAGCAUGCACAAUAUUAUGGACGUGCUGGCAACAGACGCCGUAAGGCCGCUGCUGCUUGAGCACUGUGAACAGUGGCAGCAGGCAGCCGUGUUGGACCUGUUGCAAUCCUAUUGGACACGCUUUGCGGGGGCGGCGCGUGUCACGAUACGUGCGUGGGCGAUACGGGCGGCCGAACAACAGCAUCAGCGGACGGAUGGAAAGCAGCAGGCUGGGCAGGCGGCGGAGGGCGGGAAGGGCAGCAGCACGAGCAGCCUUGGCGACAGCACAGCACAGCAGCGGCAGGCGCCACCGCCCGAGCUAGUGCUGCAGUGCUUGACGCCGCUGCCGAUGCAGCAGCUGGCAGCGGUGCACGGGCGGCAGGACAUGGUGGAUUACCUGGACGCAGUAGCUAAGGGUUUGAGAGGGGAAAUGAUGAUUGAGUGCGGCAGUGCCGGCGCCGGCGGAAGCGGCAUGGGGGUGCAAGGGCCUGCCAGCAUGGAGGGCGGCGCGUCGCACGCUAGCGCCACGGCGGAUAGGUUGAGGGCGAAGUGGGUUGGCGCCGUGCGGCCGCGGUACCCGUGGCUGUUGUCUCAAGGCCAGGCACAGGCGGGGCUGCAUGACCUGAUGGUCGCAGAGGCGGCGGCUGCAGCGGCAGCUACUGCUACGGGCGAGCCCUCAGUAGCCUGCGGCGGCGGUGGCAGCAGCGGGAGCAGUAGCAGGAGCAGUAGUGGGCAGGGCAGCAGCAGCGAUGGGCCGGUAUUUGAGCACAAGCUGUGCUACAACCCGCGCUGCUGCUCGCUGGACGGCCCCAGCGCGUUGGUUGCGCCCCGCGGCGGCAAGACGUGUGUGCGGUGCCGUGCUGCCACGUAUUGCUGCGGCGCUUGCCAGCUUGUGGACUGGCGUGAGCGGCACUCUGGCACCUGCAGUGGAGCCGCCGCGGCGGCGGCAGGGUCAGCAGGGACAGCGAAGGCAGCGCUGAAGAAGGCAUGAAUGCUACGGGCGAGCCCUCAGUAGCCUGCGGCGGCGGUGGCAGCAGCGGGAGCAGUAGCAGGAGCAGUAGUGGGCAGGGCAGCAGCAGCGAUGGGCCGGUAUUUGAGCACAAGCUGUGCUACAACCCGCGCUGCUGCUCGCUGGACGGCCCCAGCGCGUUGGUUGCGCCCCGCGGCGGCAAGACGUGUGUGCGGUGCCGUGCUGCCACGUAUUGCUGCGGCGCUUGCCAGCUUGUGGACUGGCGUGAGCGGCACUCUGGCACCUGCAGUGGAGCCGCCGCGGCGGCGGCAGGGUCAGCAGGGACAGCGAAGGCAGCGCUGAAGAAGGCAUGAACUGACGAAGUGCAACAGCAGUAUGGACCCGAAGACUGCGCUUCAAAUGCGGCGUUUUGCGGUUUGUAUGAGAGUGAGAGUGCGAUGCAUGGCGUGGACUCUUGGGUCGUUUGCCACGCCGAGCGUGCAGCAAGAAGCGCUCAAAAAGCCCAAUUGGCUCUGCUUUGCAUUAGCGCAUUACGGUUGAUGACCGCUGACGCGGGUGGUCCGCGCCUUCAUCGGCCGGGAUUACAGAGCGGACUCCACACCGAAUGUAUGAGUGCCAGACCUGCGAUGCUAAUCUUACUUCGCCAAGGCUAGCCUCCUCGCUCCUUUGAGGCUUGAUACCGUAUCAAGGUUUUGGGCAGGAGUAGGGGCAUCAUGAGCGGCGGCGGGGUAACAGGGUGGGGUACAGGCUGCAGUGUUGUUCGGGUUUGGGCGCGUUCUAGGCAUGUGGCACCCGUAUGUGGCAGAGCAAUUUGACUGUCCCCAACAUGUUUAUGUGCCCGCCGAGAAUGCUAAGCUGACGGUCUGAACUUCGCGGUUUUUGUAGUUGCACGACUGUAUGUCAUUAGAGUUUCGGCCAUUGUCGCAGGUGCAGGCGCAGUGCAGUAGAAUGCAGGGGCGUGGGCGAGGAGGAGAGGGCUGACGGACAACUGGAGGCCGUGAUGCGGCGGUAGAUACGGUAGGUACAGGACUGGGAGGCGCACCAAAUGCAUGACUGACUUACCAGUGCACGGCUGAACGCGAUGGCUACAUGUGCGGACUGCGGACGGGCUUGGAACAUCAGCUUAUGAAUGAGGGACGGUGCACUGUUGCCGACGCAUUCGGCCUAUCACGGCAUGCACUCACAUGGCAUCAUCUCGCUCUACACCGCCAGUCUUUGGUGCCACGGCAAGAGGUGGGGCCCCGGUGGAUGGGUGUGCAGGAGGGCGGGGUGGUUUGGCGGUAGGGAUGGGAGUGCGGAAGUGGACGACAAGGUCAAGCUUGCAGGAGGUGUUGUUUGCGGUAACAGCUGGAUGGUGGCAUGUUUUGUCGUUGUAAUAUGGGACAAGCAGCAUGAGGAUGCGUUGUCGAGGAUCAAGUUCACGAGCAUGCCAUCAGGUGAGUUGAACAAGAAAGGCCGUUAGUAAGGGCGUGCUAUGGCUGCUGCAAGUUGUUUCGGGUUAAGGAGGAGGGUGGCAUCCCUGGCCACUGGCGAUCCACCGGGUCACCUGCGCAAGGUAGGCGGUGGCGAGCUCCUUGUUGUUGGGGGGGGGCGGGUGGCACAGCCGCACAGCCGGUUUGGUGGUUGGAUGACGGUGGCAGUGCCGGGCCAGUUCCUGAUACCUUCCGUACUCGUGAUGAGCCGUGUGUGACAUCCGUACUCGUGAUGUUCGGUGUUUGUGUCAUAGCCUUGGGCAAACCUAACUGAGCAUUUACGUGGUUUCGAGUCCAACUCGGACACCUGCAAUUCAUCUGUGAUCUGUCAGCUGAGAGCACGCACAUGACGGACGCGGGUCUGCUGCACGUGGCGUACGGCUGCCCCGCCCUGCACAGCCUGCGCUUCAGCGCCACGGGCAUCGCCGAUUGGGGCGUGCGCCGACCGGUGGUGCUGGCAGGGCCUCUGCCCGGUGUUCGCGUCGUGGUCGCAGCAGCAGGGGCAGAAGGCUGGAGGGGCGGCGUUAAGGCGGCAGGCGCUGUGGGUGCCGAGGCACGGGCGGCUUGCAACCAGAUGGCAGCGCGCUGUUGGUUGGGACGUUGGGUUGCACUUGGGGGUGCGCUGGGUGAUAACUUUGUUGCAGGAACGGUGGUAGGCGCCUGGCGUGCGGUAUCCCGCGAGCAGCGGGUGCGCCGCGACGCGUUGACCACUCAGCCUGGCUGCGCACGCUAUGGUCAACUCGGCAU
Chlamydomonas reinhardtii is the source of this 6116-nucleotide messenger RNA. RefSeq lists its product as uncharacterized. The transcript is spliced from 3 exons. The coding region runs from base 700 to 3918 and encodes 1072 amino acids. NCBI's taxonomy places the organism in Eukaryota, Viridiplantae, Chlorophyta, Chlorophyceae, Chlamydomonadales, Chlamydomonadaceae. The record is from RefSeq and is a predicted model, not a curated record. Gene Ontology annotation, molecular function: kinase activity.